AUGGCUCCUGCAGCAACACUCCCCCAAGACCACCGCCCGGUCGUAAUAUCUGGUCCCUCAGGUGUAGGGAAAGGCACGCUCUUCAAGAGACUCUUCGACUCGCACCCGGAAUGUUUCGCGCUAUCAGUUUCUCACACAACGAGGUCGCCGCGUGCUGGGGAGGCCCACGGCGUCGACUACUACUACGUCUCCAUGGACGAGUUUGAGGCCUUGGUCAAGGCCGACGGUUUCGUCGAGCACGCCCAGUUCGGGUCAAACCGCUACGGCACUUCUAAGCAGACUAUUGCUGACCAGACCGCUAAGGGGCGUGUUGUGGUCUUGGAUAUCGAGAUGGAAGGAGUCAAACAAAUUAAGAAGAGCGGCAUAGAAGCGCGCUUUGCUUUCAUUAAGCCCCCAAGUUUCGAGGAGCUCGAAAAGCGACUGCGCGGCCGGGGCACCGAAUCGGAAGCGUCCAUCCAAACCAGACUGGAUCGAGCCAAGGAGGAGCUCGAAUAUGCAGAUACCCCGGGCGUGCAUGAUAUAAUCAUUGUCAACGAUAACCUCGACAAGGCCUACAAGGAGUUAGAAGAUUUUGUUUACAAGCCGCUUGCAUAG
This is a messenger RNA of Annulohypoxylon maeteangense, 594 nucleotides long. RefSeq names its product guanylate kinase. Gene Ontology annotation, molecular function: GMP kinase activity. Gene Ontology annotation, biological process: purine nucleotide metabolic process. NCBI's taxonomy places the organism in Eukaryota, Fungi, Ascomycota, Sordariomycetes, Xylariales, Hypoxylaceae. Gene Ontology annotation, cellular component: cytosol. The record is from RefSeq and is a predicted model, not a curated record. The transcript is spliced from 3 exons. The coding region runs from base 1 to 594 and encodes 197 amino acids.